AUGUCCUUGGCGGCUCAGCCAGAUGAUACCGUUGUCACAUUUCAGUCGCAUGAACUGAAUCAAUUCUUCACUUGUCCACUUUGCACAGGAUACUUAAUUGAUGCCUCGAUGGUUAUCGAGUGCAUGCACGCAUUCUGUAAAUCGUGCAUCCUCAAAUACGUCUACGAUGGACUGAAGACAAAGAACGAUAUAAAAUGUCCAGUGUGCGAUAUUUGCCUUCAUCCCUCUGAUCCCCUCUCAGAUAUCCGCUUCGACCAAACUCUACAGGACAUUUCGUUUCUAAUUGUGCCUCAACUAUUCGACAAGGAGUGCAAACGACGUCGCGAAUUUUGCGAUGAAAACAAAAUCGAUUACAAGGUGCCCUCAUUCAAAUCGAACAACUACACACCCGGUCUGGAGAUGGUUAACACCCACGAAUCAUCAACAGAGGAUGAAGAAGAAGCGACAGAAAGUGAUAACGUUAAAGCGAUCGCGAAAGAGCUUGAAGAUGAUGCAUGGAUUCAAUGCGAACAUGAAGAGUGUCUCAAAUGGCGACGCGUACCGCUAGAAGUAGCUGAAACAUUCGAAGACGAGCCUUGGUAUUGCGAGUUCAAUCCUGAUGAGGCAUUCAAUAGUUGCAGCAUUCCGGAGGUUAACCAUCUGCAGUACGAGAAGAUGGCUGAGCAGGCUGGACUUACUUACGUCUACUCCAAUAUGCUGGAGGGAACCCUGGUGCAAGCGAAAUUAACUGGCUUCACUGCUUGGCCGGCGAUUAUAUGCAACGACCCCAUUGAAGGAAAUUUCUUCGACACGAACGAUAAUGGCAACCCAACCAAGUACCAUGUUGAAUUCUUAGGAAAAAGGCACACGCAGGCAUGGGUUGAAGCACGGAGCACCGUUAACUACGCUGGUAUCCCUAAAGAACCUCCUAGCAAGAACGGAAAGCUGAAGAAGAUGCCUCAGGCAUUGAUUGAUGCUUACUUCGAAGCAGAAGAUCUCCGUGGAUUAUCGAACGAAGAACGGCUCGAGCAGUGUGUGCUCAGCAACGGGCUGGCGCGGCGAUUCCACAACCAAAAAGCAAAACAGACCAAGAAAGCAAAGCGAAAGCGAAAACGCCCGUCUUAUGUGACAUCAGAGUCUGAUACAGAUGACAUUCUCGAAUCGAUCAGCUUCCAUGACCAGCCUGGAGAGAUUCAAGGUGACGCAGACAAAAAAUCGCAAGCCAAAAUCACCCAAUCGGUGAUGCUUAAAAAAUUAUACAGCUUCGAGCCCUCCAUGCCAGGAAACAGCAGUACUCAUAGUCGUGCGGGCUUGUCAGAUCUCUCACAGUUGGUUGAAUUAACACAAAUAGAUGAGCGGCUUGCAGAGCUCGAAUUAAAAUGUAGAAUCAAGUACGAAAAAUCUGGCUGGACUGUCUACUUUAAAGACCCCGCUCGAACUGAAAGCUUCCACACUUUCAAAGACUGUGAUGAGUUCAACGAGGCACUGAAGAAGUUCUAUAGAUCUAAGCACAUGGAAAACAACGAACCACCACCGAAUCUUCAAUGCAUUUGCAUCGGCUCAAAGCCACUUCAGCUCUACCUCAUAUUUCUUCUAGUAUCGCUCCAUUUCCCGAAAUACCGGCCGAAAGUAGAUGACUCCAAGUGGUGGGUCUGUCUUUUGCUGGAAGCUGCUUGUUUUCCACUUUGGCCAUCGAAAAAUGUCAAAAAAAUCGUCAUCCGUGGAAAAGUCUUCACAAAAGCAGCGUAUCUCGACUACCUUAUCAUUCAGGCACGAAAAAUUUACCGGAUAUGGAAAUCGCAUUUGGAGACCUUCUUCCGAACCGCUUAUUUUUGGAACGACCAACCUUUUUUCAAACGAAUAGAGAAAGUUAAAUUAGUCAUCAGCGAAAAUUUUGGGUACGAACCCGAAGAUCCACCCGACUGCUGUAUUGUAUGA
Oikopleura dioica is the source of this 1917-nucleotide messenger RNA. NCBI's taxonomy places the organism in Eukaryota, Metazoa, Chordata, Appendicularia, Copelata, Oikopleuridae. The record is from the annotation of a GenBank genome assembly.